CUGAGAGUGACAGGUGGCUGCCGCCAGCCUCGCCUGCCCGCCGCGCUCUCUCCCUGCAGAUCUCCCGCUCCCGUCCCGCUCCUGGGCUCGCCAUGGUCACCCCUUCGGCCCGCUGGUGCUCCGUGGCGCUCACCCUCCUCUUCUUCCUGCACGAAGGGGAGGGCCAUCUGCCUCCAGGAUCCGUACCUGCCAAGGGAGACCAAAGCAGCCACUUGCGCAUCAAGAGAUGUUCCUGCAACAGCUGGCUGGACAAGGAAUGCGUCUACUUUUGUCACUUGGACAUCAUCUGGGUGAACACGCCAGGACAGACCACUCCUUACGGCCUGGGAAACCCGCCAAGACGCCGCCGCCGCCGAGCCCUGAGCAGGUGUGAGUGUGCCAGCUCCAGAGACCACACCUGUGCCACCUUCUGUCACCUUCCCCAGCCAAGGUACCUGGCUAAGCCAAAGAUGACCUUCCAUAGCGGGCCUCCCGCAACCUCUCUUCUUCAGGAUCCAAGGGCGGCUGCCGGCAGCCGGCUCCUCAGGGCACUAAGGGACAUCGCCAAAUCCCAAGAGCAUUUGUGGCAACGCAAGUCUUUAGGAGGUGCCAGACCCAACCUUCUGUCUCACAGGAGGAAGCGAUAAAAAGGGAAUGCAGCAUUGGCCUGAAAAAACCCAGGUGUCCAAGGGCUUCCAGACUCCUGGUCCAGUUAGAUGUAUGUAGGAAGAAAGUUGGAAAAGCAGCAUGAGGGCAUGUGGGACAAUGGAGCCUGACAUGGAGGGUGGACACGGUGCUGGACACUGAACACCCUAGCUCCCCACCUCCAAACUGCUGUUGCUGCUGGGGACCUGUAACGUCAUCCUGGGCAACUCUUAGAGGGGUCCACGGUGGAUUGUGCCAACUCAUGGGGUACACUUGGACAAUUUGGCCUGGAAGCCCAAAGUCAUUCCAUCCCAGGCUCAGACUGCAGCAGGAAGGCCUAUCCUGGAGUGUUAGUUUUCUUCCUUGCCCUUCUUCCAACGUUGCUCAUCAACCAAGAUGCUUUUCUGCCCCGUGUUCCUUCUUUCAUUCCUUCAGAGGACAAUGUGAUACAGUGGAAGAAGCAUUCAAUUGGAAGCACAAGACCUUGGGUUCAAAUCCUGACUCUUCUACUUACACUGGGGCAAGACUCCUCAGACUUCAGUUUCUUCUUCUGAAACAUCAAAAGGGAGGGGCUUGGAUGAACCAGACAGCCUCUAAGGAAUCUUUCAGUCCUAGAUGUUCUAUCCUGCUGAGGUUCUACUAUGUCUGUGCCAGGCUGUGAGUAGGAGACACAGAGCUAGGUAGGAGACUCUGAUCACUUGGAGCAUCCUGUCCUUCCUGGACUAGCCAGACCUCACUUCCAUUCUGAAUAAUGGAUAUUGUUCUAGCUACAACUCUUGGGGAGAGAGGAGGGGGCAGAUAGACAGAAAAUGAAAAAGAGAAAGAGAGAAAGAAAAGAGAAAGAAUGAGAGAAAUAAGAUGAAAGAGAGAGAAAAUCAGGGAGGUAAGCUGCAGCCUUGGGCCAGGACCUGUCUGACGCUCACCAGCAACAGUGACAACCACUCAUGGUAGCCCCUCUUUACUCUUCACUGGGGGGCAGUUGAUCUCAGCACAGACUGAGCAGGAAGUCCAGGGCUGCCCUCUGAGUCUCCUGUAUUCCAUCUACUCCACCUCUGUGUUCAUUUUAAAAUGUAAAAGAAGUUGGUAGGGGGAAAUACUGGGUACCAAAGUCACCCCAGCCCCCAGAGCCAGAAGGCUUUGCUUGUCCAGGCUCAAGUCUACCCAUCAUCUGCCCCUUGUCCAUCCAUCUCCCUAUCUGGCAUCUUUGCACAAUUCUAUUCUUGUUUCGUCCUCCAAGACACUGUUACCUUUUCCUUAAACUAAACCAAAGACUGGCAUGAAGUAAAAAGUGCCUUAUCUCCCCUGCCUGUAUAUAAAUUAUUUGUUACAACACUACAAUCAUUCCAAAUAUUUAUUUUUUGUAAAUGACUGGAUUGUUUACAUAAAAACUCUGUUUGUAAUAAAUAGAAAACGAUU
Molecule: messenger RNA, 2040 nt
Organism: Sarcophilus harrisii (Tasmanian devil)
Lineage: Eukaryota; Metazoa; Chordata; Mammalia; Dasyuromorphia; Dasyuridae
Gene: EDN2
Product: endothelin 2
Exons: 5
Coding region: 93-626 (177 amino acids)
Biological process (GO): intracellular calcium ion homeostasis; regulation of vasoconstriction; vein smooth muscle contraction
Cellular component (GO): extracellular region
Molecular function (GO): endothelin B receptor binding; hormone activity
Source: RefSeq, a predicted model, not a curated record